GGCAGGGUUGGAGGAUGCUUCACUGCAAAGGGAUCCCCCUUUCCUUCAGCUCCAGUAAAGCUUCCCUGUGUGCCAGCCUGGAGCCUGCAGGACCACACAGUGGAGUUGUGGAGGUUCCUUUUCCUGGUGGGAAUUCCCCUUAAAUCAGGGAGAGCCAGGGAGACACGGAGGAGGUCAGUGCUAACCGUGGUUAUACCAGACUCUGCUCACGUGCCGGACUGACCGUCUUGCCCUGAGCGGGUGGUACCGCAGGGUGAGAUGGCUGGGGGAGCUGAGAAGUCCUGCAAAGAGUUAACUCCAUUGAGACUAAUGGCUUCCUGGGGCUGAGUGAAGAGAGGCCUGUGAAAUGAGCUCAUGUUCACGGGAAGCAGAACUUCAAAGAGGCAUGUUUAUUUAAUGCCGGUAACUUAAUUCAGCUCUAAUCUGUCCCUUCUGCUGGUUGCCAGCAGAGGUGGAGGAGUGCAGGGCUUCUCCCAGGCACAUCCCCUCUCCGGCUCUGGGGCCUCCCGCUCCCACCAGUGUUUGCUUAGCUGGGGCGGCUGGGCAGGGUGCUGGUGGAGCUGGGGCCCGGCCAGCCACGCUGAGGGGAGCUUUCAGGAGGGCAAGUGUGUGUGAAGGGAGGAAAGGGAGGUCAAACGGCGAGGAAGAACAGCUCUCUGCGCACCAGGUUGGUAAUUACAUUGCUGUCAGGAUGUGCUGUCUGUGCGGUGGCCUGCUGGGAAAGCUCCGCCACGGCCGGCGGCCAGAUGGCUGUGGGCUCCCGGGGGUCUCCUGGAGCUCCUCUCUUGAUGCUUGGAGCUGGGGGGUUCAAAUAAACACGUGCCGCAGGGGAAACAGCUCUGGGGGUGCCUACGCACGUGGUUGGUCCUGAUCCUCUGCUCUGCAUCAGCUGGCGGGCUGGGGUUGGGGGUCGGCUCUGCUGGGCUUACAGAGCAAGGCGCAUCCUCAGUUUCUCCACACCGGCUUGGCAGCAGUUGGAGAAGGCAGGUCCCCGUGACUGUCCCAAAGGCAGGGGGCUUCUGUGGAGGUGCAGCAUUCCCACCCAUGCCAGCGGGGCACUCCUGGGGUUGUUUCUUGGGCAGGAAUCCCCACUCCACCCUUCACACGUAGUGUUCAGCAUCUUAGAUGUUUUUUCAUGCCUCUUACACAUGUGCUUUUUUACCCUUAAACACAUACCCUGGGCUUUUAGGAAAAUAAGGUGAGGUGGACUUCCUGUUAAACUAAGUGCUGGAUGGCAGCUCUGAGUUCUGCUCGAAGGGCAAACUGUUAAUGCCUUGCACAGGAGGUGCUCAUGAGUUGUGGGUUCAUUCCAGAGUUUUAGAAAUUAGCUUUUUUUUUUUUGACUGUUUCCAGAAGAGCUGUUUGCACAUCCGUUCUUACUGAGUCAAGCAGUCAUCCUAGAGAAAUAUUGCUUGAGGAAUAUUAAUCUAUCACAGCACAUAUAAAUAAACCAGCUGAAUUAAGGUCGUGUGGGGCAUCAAACCCAAACUUAUUGCAAAGGUUUUGGACUUUCCUGUUGCAUGGUGGGGUGAGAAUUAGGGCAAAACAGAGGAGAAUGGUGUUUCUCCAUCAUUAGAUAUUGCAGCACAGAAAAGCAAGGCCAAAAUACAUUGUGUGCACAUGAUGUGGAUUUUUUCAGCAUAAAACCCUGAAGGUGUGUUGGGAAGGAAUUAUCCACAUCUGCCAGGCCUGCGUGCUUUUCCGUUUGAGUCAUGUAGUGACUCAACUGACAUUGCAGUAGACGCAGAGCAGAGGUAGCUGAUAUUUCUCAAUCUGAGAGUUUCAAGGUUUGGAUUAAGUCGUGAUGCACAUAAGCAGUGUACAAGUCUGUGCACUGUAGCAAUGUUAGGUAGAAAUAUAAAUUGGGAGGAAAACAGAGAUUGAAGGAGGAAGAUACGUAGGUCAGCCAUUGUGGGUUAGCCCCGGUGGACAGCUGAGCCCCCCCGCAGCUGCUCGCUCGCCCUCCCAGCAGGAUGGGACAGAGAAUCGCAAGGAUAAAAGUGUGAAAACUGAUGUGUUGAGAUACAGACAGUUUAACAGGUAAAGCAAAAGCUGCCCACGCAAGGCAGAGCCAGGCAUUCGUUCCCCACCACCCAUGGCAGGCAGGUGAUCAGCCAUCCCCAGGAAAGCAGGGCUCCAUCACGCCUAAUGGUGACUUGGGAAGACAAACGCCAUCACUCCGAAUGCCCCCCCUUCCGUCUUCUUCCCCCCAGCUUUAUUUGCUGAGCAUGAUGCCAUAUGGUGUGGAAUAUCCCUUUGGUCAUUGGGGUCAGCUGUCGCAGCUGUGUCCCCUCCCAGCUCCUUGUGCACCCCCAGCUACUCACUGGCCAAGGCACCAUGAGAAACAGAGAAGACCUUGACACUGUCAAGCCCAGCUCAGCAAUAGCUAAAACUUGGGGGUGUUAUCAACACUGUUUUGGUCACAAAUCCAAAACACAGCACCAUGCGAGCUAUGAUUAAAGAAAGUUAACUCUAUUCCAGCCAAAACCAGUACAGUGCUUUUGGAAAAACUUUCUGCAUGGGUUUUUCUUUUCCUAAACUUCCUGCUCCAUGGGGAGUCUAUAAGCAACUUGAGUUUUCUGGCUCUUCAACAGGACAGAAACAAUCCUGUUCUCAGGUCACUGACAUAAGUGGAGCGCAGAUUUGGAAAGCUGCUCUGGAGAGUCCCUCUCCAUUAUAAGCAGUACAGAAAAUCAAUGUUAAGGAUCAACCUAAGAAUGCGGAUUGUUGCUUCGUCACUUUAAAUCAUGUCUGGGGAGAAAGAGCGAAAUGGAGGUGCCGCUGCUAAGUUUCAGGGCAAAAUGGAUUGAAGAGGGAAAUAUGAGACUGUGAUAAGAAUCACUGAGAAGAAAGAAGAAAGAGAUAAGAGGCUGGUUAAUGAUUGUAUUUUCUGGGGCCACCUGCCCUCAGCGGGGAGGUGGGAUGAAGGAAAUCCCUCAUGAACAGGCCUUGCAGAGAGGAGAUGCAACUGUUUCCAUGGGAAAAUUGGGUUUUCACAACCGAUCACAGACUAGAGAGAAGUUCAGUCCUUUGUAGUCAGGGAAACACGUUGGAAGAGGAUGCAUGAGAAGUUACUUUCUGAAGAGGUUUGUGGGAUGGAGAGCUGUGAGCCCCUGGGGGAAGAGGAACCAACCUGGGGUCUUGUCAGGUACCUCUGCGAGGUGGCUUCCAGCUCUGAGCUCUUCACCUGAGGAGGUGAUGCACCGAGGAGUCCGUCUGUGCCAGCCCGCCCGUAUUGCCGAAGAGACCGGAGCGUGCUGGCAGGGCCUGGCCUGCCCUUGUGUGGGUGCUGCGCCGGGAGCUGUAACUCCAGGAGGUCGCAGAGAGGCACAGAAUGCUGACCCUGGAGAGAAACUUCAUGAAGUUCUUCACGUUUUGCCACCGUUGCUGCCAUCUGAUUUAUUGGUUAACUGCUUGGUGUCUUCAAAUGAAGAUAAUGAUCAGAUGCUAGAUUUUCUGCCCAUGGGAAAAGUUGUGAUUCCAAAGAGCCCUUUACCUGCCUCCGAAGUAAACUCGGAGAAACCUAGCAUGCACAGUAGCACAAAGACUGUUUUGGGGCAUCAACAAGGGCAAAGGCGUCGCAAAACAGGGAAGAAGCGUGGUCGAACGACCAAAGCGCUAAUCCAUCACCCCAUGCCUACACCCUCCAAGUCAGUGGAGCCUUUGAAAUUCCCCAGAAAGAGAGGCCCCAAGCCUGGCAGUAAGAGGAAACCUAGGACAUUGCUGAACCCAGCACCCACCUCUCCAACAACCAGUACCCCAGAACCAGACACAAGCACUGUGCCUCAGGACGCUGCUACAAUCCCCAGCUCUGCCAUGCAGGCUCCCACAGUUUGCAUUUACUUGAACAAGAACGGCAGCACUGGGCCCCACCUAGACAAGAAGAAAGUUCAGCAGCUGCCAGACCAUUUUGGACCAGCUCGAGCUUCUGUUGUCCUGCAGCAAGCAGUACAGGCCUGCAUUGAUUGCGCUUAUCAUCAGAAAACAGUCUUCUCCUUCUUAAAACAAGGCCACGGGGGAGAGGUCAUCUCAGCUGUGUUUGAUCGGGAACAGCACACUCUGAACCUGCCAGCAGUAAACAGUAUCACCUACGUCCUCCGCUUCCUGGAGAAGCUCUGCCACAAUCUCCGCAGUGACAACCUCUUUGGGAACCAGCCUUUCACUCAGAACAGCCACAUGCAGCGGGCACACGAGUACGACCACGACAGGUAUCUACCAGACAGAAGCAGUUCGUUAGACGGCACUCUGCAGGGACCAGGCCGGGGUACAAAGCGAUAUUCCCAAGAUUCCCCUCCAUACAGUGCUCCUCUCUCCCCCAAGUUACCAAAGAAUGACCGUCACCCUUUGGAAGGUGAAACCUUUGUUCUGGGAGAUGGGCUCCCAGGCCCCCUGGAGCCUCGCCUGGACCCCAUGGACUCUGCCUUGAACUCUGUCAAUUCAUCCAGCCACAGCAGGAGCUCCAGAGACUAUCGCCUGCAAGGAUACAGGCACCUGCACCAACCCUCUAGCCUCACCCAGGGCAGUACCUCUGCCUUGCGUAGGCUUAGCUCUGGGGGUUCUGACAGAUACCUCGGAUCUCGCGAUGUCUCACGGCUCAGCAGCCGCGACCCCUCAUCCUGGACGGUGGAGGAGGUGAUGCAGUUCAUACGAGAAGCGGAUCCUCAGCUGGGACCCCACGCUGACCUCUUUCGAAAACAUGAGAUCGACGGGAAAGCCCUGCUCUUGCUGCGGAGUGACAUGAUGAUGAAGUACAUGGGGCUGAAGCUGGGGCCAGCCCUGAAGCUCACUUACCACAUUGACAAGCUAAAGCAAGGCAAGUUCUGAGAGGACGCUUGGCAGGACGGAUCCUGGAAGCUCCGCUCCUGGCCAUCCAUACCCGCGCUCGCCUGCUGACAGGUACGCAUGCACACACACCCAUUUACGCCGCAGACGGACACCUCGCCAACACCCCAGCCCUGCUGCAGGGGUCCAGCCGCCCGCCCACCCCUGCGCCAGCAGCCAGGCCCCGGCGGGCGCUCGGGAGGAGGCUGGCACGUGCUUGGUCCCGAGGCUUCGCACCAGACUCAGUCGUGGGCAUCCUCUUUGGAAGCGGAGGGUCCCUCCCUGCUGCCCAGCCAGUGCUUCUCUGCAGGCUCCCGGUCCUGCUUCCCUGGGAUGGAGCAGCAGCUCUGGGCAGAGCCCAUGGGGACUGGGUGCUCGUGCCAGCUCCUCUCCCUCGCUGUGGCUCGUGUGCUCCCGGCCUCGCCUGCUCAGGGCGGCCCUCAGCUCCCAGCCCCUCACAGGGGGGUGGGCCGGGGGGGCUGGACGCUUUGCCAGGCAGCCCAGCUGCGAGGGGGACAGUGCCCCCAACCCACGCUCAGCCCCUGUAGCACCGCAUCGAGCUCAGAGCAACAACCACCCCCAUCCUUGUCUUCCACGCCUGGGGCGCGCCCAGACACCCGUCCCGGUGGCCACUCGCCUCCUGAGCUCUGCCAGCCCCUCAGCUCCUAGCCUUCCUCUGGCUGGGGAUGCCGGGCCGGGGAUGGAGGCCUUCAUAUUUAUUUCUGACUGGGGAGGCGGCACACGGCGCUGCCCAGGAGCAUGGAGCAGGCUGUGGGAAAGCCGAGGAGCGUGGCUGGGUCUGGCGUGCCCGUGGCAAGGACGCGCCUGGGUUGGUGUCGGAGGCUGGCUGGAUGCUGCAGGACUCAACUGAUUCUUUUUUUUUUUUUUAAUUUUUUUUAUAAGGAGUUGUUUAAAUUGAUGAAAUGAUUUUUUUUCUACCUGUUAUUGAACUCGCAACUCUUGGUGAUUUUUAGCCAGAGAUGCAAAGGUUCGUCUUCCCAGGAGCCCUCCCAGUCCUCUGGUGUUUCGGACUACCGUCCCAGCGCAGUGUGUGCAAGAGGGUGUUGGGUCUGGCAACAGUGUGGUGACCUGCCCUUGCGUUGCUCUUCUUGCAAGGGCUUGGCCCUUCCCGGGGGCACCUGUUUGUUUCAGACAGUCUAAUGUAUUUAUUGUUGAUGGCACUUGAGCGGUAACCCGCUGUUCCAGACAUGUUACUGCAGCUGCAGGAGGAGUAUCAGAGCAGAGGCCACCCAGCCGUGCCACCACGUCCCCUGCACAGCAGCUGCCGGGCUGGGGGCUGCCUGUGGGGACAGGGGCUGCCCGUCCCCUGGAGCGUCGCCUGCCCUGGCCUGGAACGAGCUGGGGAGGGCUGACGGGGAGCGGUGGAGGCAAGGGCUGGCCCAGGCACGCGCCCAUAUGUGCACCCACAGCGCGCUCCUGCACACGCUUCCUUUCUGCAAAGACCAAAGUGCUGGGACAAGGGUCUCCACUGCGAGCACUUCUUUCUUCUCCUGUCUUAACUCACCCUCCGUGCAUCCAGAGCAACAUCUCGCACCCUCUUCCCUGCCAACCUCAAGGGCCCUGGCCAGCAGCAGAACGGGCCCCGUGGUGAACAACUCUCCAGUCUCUUGCACUGGGUCAGGUUUACCCCUAAGGGGAAAAGUUGCAAAAAAAAAAAAAAAAAAAAAAAAUACCCCAAAGUAAUACAAAGGCUUUUAGUUGUACAGCAAAGUCUGUGCUGCAGUCCCUGCUGCUGCGGCAGCGUGGUCAAGAGGGAGGUGGGGCUCCGGCCACUCGCAGAGCCCUGUCGCUCACAGCAUUGGCCCCGGGACACCCCUCGUUUUUACCUGACGCUGAUCCCGCUGCAGACAGGUCCCCGUGCGGGGUCAGCCAGUGCUUUCCUCUGCACGUAUUUUACAUUGAUUUGUUUAUAAAUAAAAGGAUAACUAUGUUCCUCCCC
Molecule: messenger RNA, 6781 nt
Organism: Grus americana (Whooping crane)
Lineage: Eukaryota; Metazoa; Chordata; Aves; Gruiformes; Gruidae
Gene: SCMH1
Product: Scm polycomb group protein homolog 1
Exons: 10
Coding region: 3064-4824 (586 amino acids)
Biological process (GO): regulation of DNA-templated transcription
Cellular component (GO): nucleus
Molecular function (GO): protein binding
Source: RefSeq, a predicted model, not a curated record